AUGGCUUGUCCGGCAAGUGAUCUAAAUGAAAUCUCUUCAGGGGAUUUGCCAGAAGAAGAACGGAAUCAAACUACCAAAGACAACGAUUCACAAAAAUCUGCCGUCAAACGAUCCCCUUCUCUAAGUCUCAAGGAAAUUUACGAGGAGUUUUGUUCGAAUACCUCGAUACAUGGUUUCCAGUAUUUUGGACAAAGGCGUCCCAAGAAGGAGAUUGGAUUUUGGAUAAUCGUUUUUGUGAUUACAAUUUAUUUUUGCACCACCAUAAUUGUGAAAAUCUAUACGAAGUGGUGUGAAACACCGGUGAUUGUGAGUUUUUCCGAGAAAUCAACACCCAUAUGGAAUAUACCAUUUCCCGCAGUAACCAUUUGUCCGGAGACAAAGAGAGCUCUCAAGGAGAAAGACAAGGACUAUGGUCAUUUGCUGGAGUCUUUGAAGACUUAUGUAGCUGCUGGAGAAAAUCUCAGCGAAAAUUAUUCCCUUCACGAGCUGCAAGAGACCUUGACCCUAAUGCAUAUUUGUCGUUUCGAAAUUGAUCAAGUUUAUGAGAUACCAAAAUUAUCACACAAACCCUUUGACUACUUCGAAACAAUGGAUCGAAUGUUACCCACCAUGGAACGCUAUUUGCUUUUGUGUAAAUGGUUUGGGAAAUUUCAAAAUUGCCAAGAACUCUUCCGCAAGGUUUAUACAGAUGCGGGUGUUUGCUACACCUUUAAUACCCUACAAGCCAAAGAUCUAUUUCGCCACGAAGUGCUGCCAAAUCAAGGAGCUAUGCCAGCAAAUAAAUUUCCUCCCUUACAUUGGUCUUUGGAGGAGGGAUAUCCGGAGGAUAACAUUUUACUGACUUACCCCUCAAGGGUAUUAAGUUCUGGUUCUGAGUCAGGAUUGCAAAUUUAUCUGCAGUCGUUUCCCCAAGAACUUGACUUUACCUGCAAUGGUGCAGUGCAGGGCUUUAAAAUUCUACUGCACUCCCCAGAUGAAACUCCCUCGGUGGCUAAGCAUUUUGUAAGAAUUUCCGGUGGAAAGGAGAUUCUAAUUGCGGUGAAACCUAAAAUGAUAACAACCUCCAAAGAUAUUGCAGCCUAUGAUCCGGAAAAAAGGCGUUGUUUUCUCAGCACCGAUCGACAAUUGCGAUUUUAUAAAAUCUACAAUCAAGAUAAUUGCGAACGAGAGUGCCUGACAAAUUUCACUUACUCUCAAUGCGGCUGUGUACGCUUUUCCAUGCCCCAUACGCAAGAUAUGGAAAUUUGUGGAGAGGAUAAAAUCAGUUGUUAUCACAAGGCCAAGGACCGGCUAAAGUUACAACAAUUUGCGGAGGGUCUCCAGAAGUCAAGUGUGACUUCCUUUUCAUCUGCAGAUUGCAAUUGCCUGCCUGGUUGCACCUCUCUCUCCUAUGAAACGGAAAUUUCGGAGGGCAGCUUCGAUGUGCAAAGCACCCAAAAGGCUUUUAAUGUCACGGAGCUAUUCAAGGGUCAAGUGUCUUUGGUGGAAAUCUAUUUUAAAGAAAAUCAAUUUAUUACCUCUAGACGUUCGGAAUUAUAUGGUGUCUCUGAUUUGUUGGCGAAUUUUGGUGGUGUUUUUGGUUUAUUUAUGGGCAUUUCGAUUUUAAGUAUUGUUGAAUUAUUUUAUCACUGUACCCUACGUCUAUGGUCCAAUAUGACCCUUACAAGUAAUGUGAAUUAA
This is a messenger RNA of Musca vetustissima, 1680 nucleotides long. RefSeq names its product pickpocket protein 28-like. The record is from RefSeq and is a predicted model, not a curated record. Gene Ontology annotation, molecular function: ligand-gated sodium channel activity. Bases 1 to 1680 code for a protein of 559 amino acids. Gene Ontology annotation, cellular component: membrane. Gene Ontology annotation, biological process: sodium ion transmembrane transport. The transcript has 2 exons. Lineage: Eukaryota; Metazoa; Arthropoda; Insecta; Diptera; Muscidae.